Molecule: messenger RNA, 4774 nt
Organism: Thamnophis sirtalis
Lineage: Eukaryota; Metazoa; Chordata; Lepidosauria; Squamata; Natricidae
Source: RefSeq, a predicted model, not a curated record
CGAGAGCAUGCGCGGGGCUCCCAAGGCUCCGCCAAACCAGCACCAGCCGGUGUGUCGCUCGCCUGGAAGACCGCGCAAAUGACAAGAGAUGGGCUGGCGGGGGGUUGGUGGGAGGAGAAGGAGGAGGUUUACGCCGAGGCGAACAACUCCUCUGGAGACGAAAGGGCAACGGUCGGGAGGGGAGAAUGGAGGAUAUAAGCCCCAACCCAGCCUCAGCUCCUCUGGCUUCCCUCUCCUCUUUCGCGCCAACAGGGAAAGGCUCCGGACGCUGAGUGGAACAUGCCUCUUGCAUCAAUGCUGGGGAAUCGGUGGAAAGCACCAGGGGCUGUACCGUCCCAAUUCUCGGGAGGCAUUGAGGAGUAAAACGGCCCCUUUCGGGGUACUUGACCAAAAAUGUAUGACAGUCACGAAGAUGUUGAUUCGGAUUCUGAAAAGAACUCCAAAGAGAGGGAGCAGAAGCUGAAUUCAAAUCCAGAUAUCGAUAGAGGAUGGGCUUGGAUGAUAGUCUUUUCUUCUUUCCUGGUGCAUAUACUCAUCAUGGGAUCACAAAUGGCUCUUGGAAUUCUUAACAUGGAAUGGCUUGAAGAGUUCAGUCAAAGUCGAGGGUUGACAGCGUGGGUCAGCUCCCUCAACAUGGGCAUUACUCUGAUUGUAGGUGGUAUUGGAAGUGGGAUGGUGUACCUGCCUGCUGUGGUCAUGGUGGGGGAAUAUUUUCAAAAGAGAAGGGCUCUUGCCCAGGGACUCAGCACAACUGGAACAGGCUUUGGUGCUUUCCUGAUGACAGCUUUGUUGAAAUAUCUUUGUUUGGAGUUUGGCUGGAGGAAUGCCGUGUUCCUUCAUGGCGCUGUCUGUCUGAACCUGUGUGUUUGUGGAGCACUUCUGAGGCCAAUUUGUUACAAGAAGGAAGCUACUGAACAAAGCAAGGAUGGAAGCAAGAGUCAAAGCAAUAGUCCAACAAAAGUUAUCUCCUGCUCUGCCGAAGUGCUAACAUCUAAUUGUGUUUUAAGAGAAGCCAAGAAAGAGGCCAAGGGAGGACAGGGUACAAAAGAAAACAUUAUAGCCUUGGAAAAUAAAGAUGGAAUCAGAGACCAAAAGGAAAUCUGUACUCUUGGUAUUCUAAAGCGAGUAGGCCAACUGACAGUCACAAGCCAGAAAGGCUUCAGGACCUGGUAUUCUAGUUACUUUGGAACUGCUUCUCUCUUCACAAACAGAACAUUUGCUGCCUUUGUAUUUUGGGCUUUAUUUGCCUAUAGCACUUUUGUGAUCCCUUUCAUCCAUCUUCCUGAAAUAGUGAAACAGUACAGGUUAUCAGCACAGAAUGACAUCUUUCCUUUGACUUCAAUUAUUGCAAUUGUUCACAUUUUGGGGAAGGUCGUCCUUGGCAUAAUCUCUGAUUUGCCUUGCAUCAGUGUUUGGAAUGUCUUCAUGGCAGCUAAUUUUACUCUUGUCUCUUGCAUUUUUAUUUUGCCAUUAAUGCAUACAUUUGCUAGCCUAGCAGUGGUUUGUGCCCUAAUAGGAUUUUCCAGUGGAUAUUUUUCACUUAUGCCUGUUGUCACUGAAGAUCUAGUAGGGAUUAAGCAUCUUGCAAAUGCCUAUGGAAUCAUCAUUUGUGCUAAUGGGAUAUCAGCACUCUUGGGACCACCAUUUGCAGGAUGGAUUUAUGAUCUCACACAAAAAUAUGACUUUUCUUUCUACAUAUGUGGCUUCCUUUAUAUGGUGGGAAUACUUACUUUGCUCAUUCAGCCUUAUAUAGAUAAGGAAAAGCCAGCAUCAGAAAAACAUAUAGAAAAUGGAAAUGUUUAGAACUGUUCAAUUCAUGUUUUUAUGGAAGAAAUCUUGCAUUUCUGAAGGAAGUAUCAAAUUAUAUAUCUGAUGGAGAUAACAGUGUUAAACAAAACUGAACAUAUCACCCCUUAUACUAAGGUGCAUGUCAACCAAUAAUUGAACACUAAUUUUUGUGAAGUUGGAGGUAAAAGGCAGGAAACAAAGAGCUUGGGUAUGGAGUGAUCAUUCGCCACCAAACACCAAAUAGAAGGCCAGUGUAAGAAAAAGUCUGUUUGAAUCUUGGUGCUUGCAUAUAAAUAGUAUCGGGUUCCUAGUUUGAUAGAAUGGAUUUUCAUCUUUCUGCAAUUGCUUACUGCCAUAAUAAGAUAUCGAGUACAAAUUCCUUUGAGACUGCAGAGUUCAGCAGGAAGAUUAUUGCAAGGGGCCAAAACAUAUAUACUUGACAUUUUUCCUUAUUUCUGAUCCAGUGAAAGAAAGACAAGUUCGGAUUUUCUAGGCCAAGACCAUGGUUCCUGACUUGCUUUUGCUAUCCUGUUUACCAUGGGUUAGAUUUUAAUGCUUUGCUCCAAUAUCAGUAUCAAAUGGCAACCUAGAAAGAUCAGUCCAUUCAAUGAACCAUCUGCUAAUGGACUGGAAUGUACCAUAGUUCAACACACCAGUAAUCCUAGUGCAGUUUCCAAUUGCUUUAGGAACUGUUGUUGCAAUAGCUACUAUAAUUACAGUUUUCCAUUGUUCUUUCAUUUUGCCUGGCAAAUAUGAUGGGAAUGUGGGCAAAAAAAUAUGAUCUUUUCACACUCAGUAUGAAGUACAGUUUUAAAAAAACCAGUGGAGAAAUGACUACAGAUCACUUCUUCAUAAGAUUUAUAAUAGUAUUGAAUAAGGGAUGGUGUAUAAAACUUCCCACCACUUCAAAAUAGCCUAGAUGUGGUUAAUGAUGAUAAUUUUGUAAUGUGUUUGAAGAGUGUUUUUGAUAAUUCUGCUAAACUGAAACCAUAAAAUCAACUGCCUGUGACAAGAUAACUGCUUGAUGAAUGCAUAUGUGGUAGACUUUCAGAUAUUAGGUCAAGAUUUGAACUAGAAUGUAAAGGGAGUAAACCACCAGUUUAAAGAGGGCCUAGCUGAUGAGUUAUGGGAUGAGUUCACUGGACAGGGAAUCUCAGGGAUCCUGUCUGUGUUAAUCUAAUUCUGAAUUUGAAAACAGAAGACUCAAAGAAUCAUGGCAACGCUACUGUGAAAAAGGAAAAUCUCACCGUUCUCUUGUCUUGUUUCCUCUUCUUGCUCAUCACAAUAUUCUAAUGGCAAUUGAUAGCUAGCAGGAAGAGUCUUUCUGUAAAAGAAAAACAAUACUGGCAUGCAAAAGAAUUGUCCUUGUACUGUUAAGAAUUGAGCCAUUUUGCUCAGGAAUGUCUUGCUUAGUCUCUCCUUCCUGGUGUAACAAUUAAGUUCUAUAAUUAAGGAGAAGAGAAAUACUUUGCAAACAGAUUCCGUACACACUUCAGAUUUGGGCUAGUUAGAAAACAAGUUUGUCAGAGCUGAGGAUUUCUAAAAAAAUUAUGAAGGGUCCAGGGUUUUGACCAUAGAUAUCAACAUUUGGCCCUUUGUUUCUAUGGAGCUUCUUAAUCAUUCAGGUCAUGGUUGUCCCAAAGGUGUUUUUCAAAAGGAACCUAGACUUUCUUGGGGUUCCCCCCCUUUAAAGAUGUUUCGCUUCCCAUCCAAGAAGAUUAUUCAGUUCUCUCUUCUUCAAACUAAAGAAGCUUCUUGGAUGAGAAGUGAAAUUUCUUCAAGAAAAAAACAUCAAGAAAAUCCAGUUGCCUUUUGAAAAGCACCUUUGGAAUGAUUUGGUCCUUUGUGUUACUCUUAAGACUUAAAUUUGCUAUGUAAUAUAACUGUCAGCCCUGAAGCAGGCCUGACUGAGGCCAGUUUUCCAAUAUAUUCUAGUACUACGGGCAAUUUUAUCUCUGUAAUCACACACUACUAUGCCUUGCCUUUUCAGCAUAAUAAAUUGCCAAUGUGGAUGGAAAUAUCAGUGACAAGCUCUUAAGAUCUGGCUCAGUUACUGAGUGCACAGAAAUUUCUAUUAUCAUUAUCAAGAACUUAAUUAUUUUAAUUCGACAACCUGAUGCAUUUUUCUAUUGUCUUGGCAAUUGCUUCACUUCAGAUUCAUAAUGUGUGCAUUCAUUGGGACCAAGAAAGCAUUAUGUUUGACUUUCAGUUAUCUUAGAUUCAUGGAUUUCAAGAUCUGACUCACUCCAUCGGUUAGACUUCAUCCAAGUUAUUUUAUCUGCCUGGUAUUUUGACCAAAAAAACAUUUUGUGAAGUAAAAAAACACAGAAUUUACUCUCCCAAUGGUUUUGUAAAACUAUAAUUGUUUCUAGAACUAAGAGCUGAGCAAAAUGUUUAUAUCUGGAACUCAAUUGGUGUGCCUAAAUGAAUUUAUUGAUGAUAAAUUGUAAAUGGAAUGCAUGGCUAUCAUUACUUUUUAUUAUUAUUUGUUUUAUCCUAUUUUCUUUUUCACUGUCUUGAAUGUAAACUAUGAGGGCGAUUUAGAAGUACUGUAAAAUAAGCAAUUAAAUGGAUUUUGUUCACCAGUCUUCUAUGUCAUCUGGAGGCUUUGUCUUUAUUUUAAUGAACAAAAGAAACAUCUCUUCGUGUAGUUUAUAGUUUUAGAUCUGGAACUCUGUUACCUUCUUUUACUUAUUUCUGAACUUUUAAAAAUAGAUAGACAAAACCUACAUUUUUAAAACAAAUUGUAUUUGGGAGAUUUUAUAUCCUAACCAUAUGAAAGAGAUGCAUAAAUAUUUAACGAUAUGCCAGUUACAGGUUUCAAUAUAUUGUAAUGGAACUCAGUUUGGCCAAUUUUCCUGCAGUCUUCACGCAACUUAUGAAUCACUCUCUUCCUUUUUGACAAAUACCUAUCUAGUUAACCUGGAAAUUUAUUCUGAAAAAUUAGAUGAAUGUUUUGCACACAGACUUCAAAGUUAUUGCUAAC